CAUUAUUUUCUACGCGCAUAUCUUCCCCAGAUUAUCCCCGAACGUCUCGACUGUGCAGGCAUCACGCCGCUGCUGCACCAUGGAACCGGUUGGCCUUACCGUCGGUGUCGUUAGCCUUGCCAGUCUCUUCAAUAACGCCGUAGACUGCUUCGAAUAUGUCCAGCUCGGCCGUAAUAUCGGUAAAGAUUUCCAGACCAGCAUGCUCAAGCUCGACAAUGCAAGACUUCGACUUUCCCGGUGGGGGAAGGCCGUUAGUCUAAGCGGCGACAUAGCAGAAGUUCAGUCUCUAGAAUCGACAGCGCUGUCAGCAGAGGACGUGCCGGUGGCUGAGAGCUUGCUAGGAAAGAUAUUGGACUUAUUUGCUGAUGCUGAAGAGGUUUCUGUGAAGUUCAAGAGCCGAGCAGUUGCUACCGACUCGAGUUUGAUAGUUCAUGACGCGCAAACGGACUUAGACCUUGUCCAUCGAACACUGCAUGAAAAAAUGCGCGAUCUGUCCAUCAGAAGGCAGAACAAGACUCCCCUGCGUCACAAAGUAAAAUGGGCACUGUACGAGAAGAAACACUUUCAGAGGUUGAUCGAGGAUAUCAUUGAGCUGGUCAAUGCUCUUGUUGAGACGUUCCCAGCGGUACGACAGGCACAGCGAGAUCUUUGUUCGGUAGAAGCGUCGGAGAUUGGGACCAACGGGUCUCUCUCUGCGUUGGAAAGCGUCAUUGCGGGUCAAGACGAAGAUCUUCAAGCCGCAAUAUCGGCGAUCCUGAAGUCUAAUGGCGUAACCAACACAUGGAACAACCGUAACAGCAAGAUCGGAGAGCAAGUAGGGACCAAGAAUGUUUAUGGCAAUCAGAAUAUUACAGUUUAAC
Paraphaeosphaeria sporulosa is the source of this 860-nucleotide messenger RNA. RefSeq lists its product as uncharacterized. NCBI's taxonomy places the organism in Eukaryota, Fungi, Ascomycota, Dothideomycetes, Pleosporales, Didymosphaeriaceae. Bases 80 to 859 code for a protein of 259 amino acids. The transcript is spliced from 2 exons. The record is from RefSeq and is a predicted model, not a curated record.